AUGGUGGAUGUUUUCCGAGGGUCGGAGUUUGUUGUGCCCAUCGCAGAAGACGCAGUAAAGAUCGGGGCAAAAGUCCUCUGGAUGCAGUUGGGAGUGAGGAACGAAGAAGCAGCGAAGAUUUUCCGCGGCUUCGAAACUCGCGCAAUCCAUGCUGGUGCUGCUCCAGAUCCAACAACGGGUGCAAGAGGGACUCCAAUCUAUCAGACGACAGCCUACGUCUUCGAUGACGUUGAUCACGCUGCAUCGCUUUUCAACUUACAGACUUUUGGCAACAUCUACUCAAGAUUGUCGAACCCAACAACAUCGGUUCUUGAAGAGCGCAUCGCAAACCUCGAGGGUGGAAGGGGAACUACCUGCACUGCCUCGGGUCACGCUGCUCAGCUCAUCGCUCUGUUUCCUCUGAUGCAGCCUGGUGACAAGCUGGUGGCGUCGAAUAAGUUGUAUGGUGGAAGUAUCACUCAGCUCGGCAAGACCAUCAAGAAAUUCGCCUGGAGCUGCGACUUCGUGGAUGUGGACGAUUUUGACAAGGUUCGCCAAGCUGUAAAGGAUCCGAAAGUCAAAUGCAUCUGGGCUGAAAGCUUGGCAAACCCUGGCGGUGUGGUCUCAGACAUCAGAGCUCUCGCAGACAUUGCAAGAGAAGCAGGAAUUCCUCUCAUUAUCGACAACACCAUGGCGACGCCCUACCUCUGCCGCCCCAUCGAACAUGGAGCAGAUAUUGUGGUGCAUUCAACUACCAAAUUUAUUUCUGGCCACGGAAACGCGAUGGGAGGGGCGGUUGUGGACUCUGGCAAGUUUGACUGGAGCAAAUCACCCGACAAGUUUCCUUCCUUGUCCCAUCCUGAGCCCGCCUACCAUGGCCUGACCUUCGCUGAGACCUUCGGCGAUCUUGCCUACACUCUCUACGGACAUGCUGUUGGUCUGAGGGACCUUGGCCCUUGCAUGGCCCCGAUCAACGCCUAUCUCACCCUUCUUGGAAUCGAAACUCUACCGUUGAGGAUGGAGCGACACUGCCAGAACGGGCUAGGUGUUGCUGAGUUCCUCACCAAGCAUCCGAAGGUGUCGUGGGUGUCAUACGCGACUCUCCCUGAUAACAAGUAUCUUCCCCUCGCAAAGCGUUACCUACAGGGGAAAGGAGGAUCCGUCUUCACCUUUGGUCUCAAGGGAGGGUUCGAUGCCGGAGUAAAGGUGGUAGAGAACUGUCAUCUCCUCAGCCAUCUUGCAAACUUGGGCGACACUCGAUCUCUGAUUCUCCAUCCCGCAUCCACCACUCACAGGCAGCUAACUGCCGAGCAGAGGACUGCCGCUGGUGCCGGUGACGACGUUAUCAGACUUUCGAUUGGACUUGAAACCAUCGACGACAUCAUCGCUGACCUUGAUAGACCUGUUGGACAGGUGAGCCUUUGA
Molecule: messenger RNA, 1404 nt
Organism: Guillardia theta CCMP2712
Lineage: Eukaryota; Cryptophyceae; Pyrenomonadales; Geminigeraceae
Exons: 23
Coding region: 1-1404 (467 amino acids)
Biological process (GO): transsulfuration
Molecular function (GO): pyridoxal phosphate binding; transferase activity, transferring alkyl or aryl (other than methyl) groups
Source: RefSeq, a predicted model, not a curated record